GGUCAAGAGAAACGGACGUAAGCACCGAGAAUGAGUCAGAUCGUGAACGAGACGUAGGAGAAGCGAUGGAGGCAACGCGGAGGGCGAGACGAAGCUGCACGGACGUCUCUGCGGGAGUCGCCUUACAUCUCUCGCACGUGUUGCAUCGCGCUAAUUGAAUUCUAACAAGACAGUACAGUCAGUCGGCCGUAUUCCAACAUAUUUACUCACUACGUUCCUUUCGUUUCAACCAUGCAGCCGCGAUUACGUGUAUCUUCAACGUGCGAUCAUCGAUAAUACUGUGUUGAGGAACCAGCGAAACUGACAGAGACGAGGAGAUGCGUGCUGGGACGGAAAUAAUGCACGAAAUCAUGUUAUCAUCAUCGUCUGUGCUAGAAUCUUUUGGUGGAAAAUUUCUAACUUAUCUAAGUUGGAAAUAAUUAUUUUUUAUCUAAAAAUAGUUUUAUCCUAAAUAGUUACCUAAAUAGUUCUCUGAACAACAGCAUUAUGGAUAUCGAAACAAGCAUCAGCGACAUAUUGCGUGAAGUGAUAAAAUUUUUGGAAUGCCUCCACGAUGUGAAACUUCCCCUCGCGCAGGAGAGCCUGCGGCAAAAACUGGUAAUGAUUUUGAAGAAUAAACUCACAACGAUGACACGAGUGUCACCGGAACCUUACUUGAAUAUGGUUCCCGGCCCCAAAAGCCUAUUACAACACACACUGCCGAAAAGCGAAACCGAUUCGGAAGAUUACGUAGAACCAUCUCAAAAGCAGAUCAAAAUUCCGAUCGGGGCAGAUCAGAAUUAUUAUGAGCGUGUUGGAGCUAACAGCCAAAUCGUCGCAACGGUUGCAAGCGAGUCCUCCGAGCGAAGUGACGAUCAGGACGAAAAUCGAAGAUUGAUCGAAAUCUACAAAAACUUAUCAGCGACACAGGCUAAAGGCAAAUGCCACAAAUGCGGUCCGCUGCACCGAAAGGAGGGGAAAAAGCUGUUCUUAUCGGAAAGUCGCGCCUGCUGGAUCGCAUUAGUCGGAUCGCAUUUGCUGAUCUACCGAAACGAGAAGACGAGCCGGCCUCACGCAAUUUAUCCCGUACGCUGUUACAUGGCUCGACCGGCGCCCAACUUGAUUCCUCGCGAUCGACAGAAAAGUGAAUCGGCUUUCGAGAUAUACAGUCCCGGGAGUGAGACGUUACAGUUUAUCGCGAGAACGCCAAAGGACAUGGAUCAAUGGAUAGCGAAAAUCUGCGAAGUGGGACACGACAACGAAAACGAGAAAGGUGUGGCAGAAGUCUGCAAGAAGAAACACGCUGCCGUUGAAUCCCAGACAAAUCCAGACGAGACGGUGAGAGACGCGAAAAAGUCAACUGAUAAGCCAACCAAAAUAGAUACGACGAGUGAUAAGAAGGAAGUUGAGCGAAAAGAUAUAAACGAAAAUCCGCCGCCGCUACCUGCCCGAAUACCACGAAGACUUCCUUCCUUGCCUUCCGAUGACGCAAUAGCUUCCUACAAACCAGCCGCCAAGGAUGACGAUGACGAAGAUGACAUUUAUCACAAAAUCGAAGACUUGAAAAAUGGGACGUGCUAUCAAAAUGUAGCACUGCCGAAAACACAAUCCGACGCUAACGACAAGAAACACGAAACGACGUAUGAUGACAUUCGUUCGUCCAAAGAGAAAAAUCAGGAGCAAGUUUUCCUGGAAGAAACCACCCACGACACGACACCGCCUGAGGAGGAGUUGUACGACGAUAUUGGUACAAUUUCGCGAACGGGAAAUGUUAUCACGGGCGCUCUUCCUGUACAACAAAUCCGGAAUAGCGAUCGACCAGUCGCCGAUGGUGAAAAGAAACGAGAAGAAUUUUACGACGAUGUGGACAACCUGAUUCCAAACGAAAGAUUCAUCAAAGAUCGCGCAAAGAAUCAAACUGAAGCGAGUAAGUUUCUCCAAAAGAAAUCCUUCCUGGAUAGAGUCCUGAGCAGAAAGGAAUCGUCUGGCAAAUUGGAUAAGAAAUACAAAAGCAAAGUUUCGAGUCUACCGUCGCCCUCAACUACGGAGAAAACGCCAACCUGCAUCGACGCGUCCAAUUUGACGCCGAAUCAGGAAUCGUUAGCGGAGGAGAGAGAGGAAUUACCAGAAUACAAUUGUCCUCCGCCACCCAGACCAAUUUACACAAAAUCGUUAAAUAAUCCCAAUCGAGUCGAAGAAUUUUACGACGAUGUCAGCGCCUGCCGAGAGCAGUACAACAAAAGUCGGCCAACAAUUCCAGAAUCAAUGCUGGAAGGAGAAGCGAAAAAAAUUGUAAACAAUACAACGUGUAACGCGGAGUCAAAAGAUGAAUCUUCUCAAGAAGAGAUUCUGCAUUAUCAGUCACCAAGGAGUGACUUGCGCAUUCCCGACGCUGCAGAAGUUCAACCGAAUGAAGAAUUGUACGAUGACAUAGCGCUGUUGGCUGAUUUUACCGCACGACAAAGAGACAAUAUUAGAAAGAAAGACGGUGAAGAUGCUAAAUCGAUAAUCGCUCCCGAUAAGAAGUCGUGGAAUCGGUUUGUUAAUAAAAAAUUACGAGCAAGCGAUUCCAAUUGUUCUGAGAUAAAUAGACCAAAUAGCGAGUGUGAGGAGUCCGAGGAUUCGUCCGAGAAUAAUAGUGUGAUCAAGAGAAAUACCUUUCAGAAGUUGAUUAACAGAAUGGAAAAUUCUCUCGCUAAAGUUUCCGCGAGAAACUCACCUUCGCUCCCGCCCAGUCAGUCGAGCACAACGAAUAACAAUUCUUGAACUAUUGUAUAUUAACGUAAAAUGCAGCCUCUACAUAUCUAAAGCAAAAAGAAUAUCGAAAUAUAAUUUUGCUAUCAAUUCUAUACAAUAAAAGUAUUAUUUACGCCUUUAUUCUUAGAAACCGCAUUGUUAAAAAUUUCUACUUAUACCGGCAAGUCUGUUUAACAAGAGCGUGUACGGUGGAACUCGAAAACGAUUUGGGAUAAUAAAUUGAAAGAAAAUCCACACAUUAUGCA
Molecule: messenger RNA, 2981 nt
Organism: Linepithema humile (Argentine ant)
Lineage: Eukaryota; Metazoa; Arthropoda; Insecta; Hymenoptera; Formicidae
Product: muscle M-line assembly protein unc-89
Source: RefSeq, a predicted model, not a curated record